UUUAAGACAUGGCAUUUUUGUUUGGCCCUGUUGCUGCUGCUGCUGCUUCUCUCUCUCCUCAUCUCUCUCAGAGAAAAUGGUAGCAGUAUUCAACAAAGAGCUGCUGAGUUGGUAUCUGAUCACCCUCAAACUCAAAGAAACAGUAGAAGCAGGCAUCCCAAAACAGCCAGAAUGGACCCAACAUCCAGAACCGUCCGAUCUUGGGUCGACCACGAUCAGCACAGUGAAAAACUACACCGAUGAACCAGCACCAUCCGAUUCCGAUUGGGUAAUCUCCAUAAGAGAGAAGCUUGAAGAAGCCCAGCAAGACGAGAUCGCCUCGUCAUGGGCCAAGCUCUGCAUCUACAGGGUCCCCAAGUGCCUGCGGGAGGGCGACGACAAGGCCUAUGUGCCGCAGAUCGUGUCCCUCGGUCCAUACCAUCACGGAAAGCGACGGCUCCGAGAGAUGGACCGCCAUAAAUGGAGAUCGCUCCAUCAAGUCCUUAAACGUGCCAAUCAAGACGUCAAGAUCUACCUUGACUCGAUCAACGACCUCGAGGAGCGGACCCGGGCUUGCUACGAAGGUUCGAUAAGCAUUAGCAGCAAUGAAUUCGUGGAGAUGAUGGUCCUUGAUGGAUGCUUCGUGAUCGAGCUCUUCCGUGGGGCCGCCGAGGGUUUCCGUCAGCUGGGCUACUCGCGCAACGAUCCCGUCUUCUCCAUGCGCGGUCAUAUGCAUUCAAUCCAACGCGACAUGAUAAUGCUGGAGAAUCAGAUACCGUUAUUUGUUCUGGACCGCCUUCUCGGUCUCCAGAUCGGACAGCCCGAUCAGAGAGGCCUAGUGUCGAAGCUCGCCCUUCGCUUCUUUGAUCCGUUGAUGCCCAGUGACGAGCCGCUCCGGAAAGCAGACCGGAACCGAUUGGAAUCACAGAAGUAUGUGGACACGUUCGAUCCAUUGACAGAUCAAGGCAGCCUGCACUGCCUCGACGUUUUCCGGCGGAGUCUUCUACGAAGUGGGCCACAGCCAUCGCCGAGGAUGUGGAUGAAGCACCGGUCCAAGGCAGUCCGUGUGGCCGACAAGCGACGGCAGCAGCUAGUCCAUUGCGUGACCGAGCUUCGUGAGGCCGGGAUCAAGUUCAAGAAGCGAAAGACCGAUCGAUUCUGGGACGUUGAAUUCCGCGGUGGGGUCCUCAACAUCCCAAGGCUUCUGAUCCACGAUGGCACGAAGUCACUGUUCCUUAACCUCAUCGCAUUCGAGCAGUGCCAUCCGGACUCCACGAAUGAAAUCACAUCGUACGUGAUCUUCAUGGAUAACCUGAUCAACGGUCCGGAUGAUGUGGGUUACCUGCAUUACUGCGGGAUCAUCGAGCAUUGGCUAGGAUCAGACGCGGAGGUAGCCGAUCUGUUCAACCGGCUUUGCCAGGAGGUGGUGUUCGACAUUAACGACAGCUAUCUUUCGAGAUUAUCAGCGCAGGUGAAUCGUUACUAUAACCAUAGGUGGAAUGCCUGGAGGGCUAGCUUGAAGCACAACUACUUCAACAAUCCGUGGGCCAUCAUCUCUUUCUUUGCAGCCGUUGUUUUGCUGGUCCUCACUUUCACACAAACGUUCUAUGGAGUCUAUUCUUACUACAGGCCCAAUUGAUUGAUUUGUGGUGUUACCGUGGCCCACUCUCUGGGCCACUACUGGUCAGAUCUUUUAUGCAUUCAUUCCAUCUGAUUUGUUUUUAUAAGGAAUUAUAUGAUCAUCAACCAAGAAUUUU
Molecule: messenger RNA, 1736 nt
Organism: Magnolia sinica
Lineage: Eukaryota; Viridiplantae; Streptophyta; Magnoliopsida; Magnoliales; Magnoliaceae
Product: UPF0481 protein At3g47200-like
Exons: 1
Coding region: 77-1618 (513 amino acids)
Source: RefSeq, a predicted model, not a curated record